Molecule: messenger RNA, 3496 nt
Organism: Rhinichthys klamathensis goyatoka
Lineage: Eukaryota; Metazoa; Chordata; Actinopteri; Cypriniformes; Leuciscidae
Gene: lrfn4a
Product: leucine rich repeat and fibronectin type III domain containing 4a
Molecular function (GO): protein binding
Source: RefSeq, a predicted model, not a curated record
CAACAGGUCUGUGGACAACCUGGUUACCAUGCCACACACAGAACCAGGGAGUCCAUCUAGAGGAACCGAUCUGUUGCAAGAACAGGGCAACUCAAAAUGGAUCCAGUCAAGGAGAUAUUAUGCUUCAUCUAACCCUUUCAGCACAAUAAAUGUCCACCCCAGUCCCAUGCCACAAUCAACAAUUUUCUGGCUGGGUCUCCUAGGCUUCGUAUUGCUGCGGAGCGGACAAGGUGUGUUGGCAGGGGAGACAUGGGGCAUGGUGUCCAUCUGCCCCAUCCACUGCGUGUGUCGGAACUUAUCUGAGUCUCUAAGCACACUUUGCGUGAAUAAAGGUCUGCUUUUCGUGCCACCGAACAUUGAUCGCCGCACUGUGGAGCUCCGUCUUGCUGACAACUACAUCUUGGAAGUGGGAGGUGCAGACUUUGCUAAUAUGACAGGACUAGUUGACUUAACAUUGUCACGCAACACCAUCCAUUCUCUAAAACCACUGGCCUUUGCUGAUCUGGAGAGUCUGCGUUCACUUCACCUGGACACCAACCGUCUCACAGUGGUGGGACCUCAGGAUCUGACAGGUCUUGUUAACCUUCAGCAUCUAAUCAUCAACAACAACCAGCUCACAGAUGUUUCGGUGGAUGCUUUUGAUGACUUCCUAUUGACUCUGGAAGAUCUGGACCUUUCCUACAACAACCUACGCAGGGUUCCUUGGGAAUCUAUACAGAAUAUGGCUAGCCUGCACACCUUAAAUCUAGAUCACAAUCUAAUAGACCAGAUUGCUGAGGGUUCUUUCAGUGAGCUCUUCAAACUGUCUCGACUGGAUAUGACCUCGAACAGAUUGCAGACUCUUCCCCCUGAUCCACUGUUUUCCAGAUCCCAGAUUGGGGUUGUCAGUCCAACACCAUACAAUUCCAUCACCAGCCUUAACUUUGGGGGAAAUCCCCUGCACUGCAACUGUGAGCUGUUGUGGCUACGACGACUAAUUCGGGAAGAUGACAUGGAGACGUGUGCCACACCUGCUCAUCUGGCGGGUCGCUACUUCUGGUCCAUCCCUGAGGAAGAGUUCACGUGUGAGCCACCACUGAUCACCCGCAAUACCAACAAGCUGUGGGUGUUGGAGGGUCAAAGAGCCACACUUAAAUGUAGAGCCAUUGGUGACCCUGAGCCAGUUAUUCAUUGGGUGUCACCAGAUGACCGUAUUGUGGCCAACUCCAGUCGCAUUUGUUCGUACUACAACGGCACACUGGAUUUUUUGGUGACCCGUGCCAGAGAUGAUGGCACCUAUACGUGCAUUGCCAUUAAUGCUGCAGGGGAAUCUACAGCUCUGGUAGAAUUGAAGAUCAUCCCUCUUCCCCAUAGAGGUAAUGGUACAAUAUCUCUUAUCAACCACAGAGACCCUGGAUCAUCUGAUAUUAGCAGUGGGCGGGGAGGGGUUGAAGGGGCAGGGACUGGUGUGGUGACUGUACGGAAUGUCACUGGAGGCAAGGGAGAUACUGGAGAAAGAGGAAGCGGAAGCAGUAAUGGAGGAAAAGAAACCCUGGUAGCAGUUUUAGGCGUGACAUCCAAUUCAGCUCAGAUUCGCUGGAAAAUGGGUCGAUCUUCAAUGCCUUUCUUGGUGUGGAUGUAUCAGAUCCAGUACAAUAGCACUGCUGACGACGCACUUGUUUAUAGAAUUCUGCCUCCAAACAGUAAUAGCUUCCUGCUGAAAAACCUGGUGUCAGGAGCAGACUACAGCCUGUGUGUCUUGGCCAUAUUCGAUGAUGGCAUCUCCUCCUUGGCUACUACAAAGGUGCUGGGCUGCAUCCAGUUCAGCACUAAAGAGGAUUAUCCAGAAUGCCGUUCUCUGCACGCUCACUUCCUGGGCGGCACGCUGACUGUGAUGGUGGGUGGUGUGGUGGUAGUAACCCUUCUGGUCUUCACCGUGGCCAUGAUGGUGCGCCAUCGCGUAUGCGGAGAGUGUCGGGAUGAUGCCAACAGGCCCGGCAAAUUCUUUCCAGCCAAAGGGGUGGAUGUUUACGCCCAGACAAAUGGAAACAACAGUAUGAUGAUGGUGGCGUUGCCAAACGGAGUCUUGGCCCAAAGAACAAAAGACAAACACAAGCACAGUUCUCUCUCAAAACCCAAACAGCCAGAGCCACACCAUGGCACACAUGAUAGGGGUGACGAGGCAGUGAGGGAAAAAUCUUUUAGUCCUCUCACACCAGAAAGUGAGAGAUUGACACUCUUCUACUCCCCAAGUAACACACUGCCCAUUCCGACACAAAAGCGAGCAGGUAGGCUCAAGUUGCGGAAGCCUCUAGAGAAAGACAGAAAACAUGGACAGAGAGCCUCGGCCUCGCUUGCAUUGAAACAAGAUGGAGAUGACGGAAGGGAAGGAGGCUCAGACUUGAGGCAGGCACUAAAAACCAAGCGUAGCUGCUCUUUUGAUGUGGGUGAAAUCACCACCACUACCACGUGUUACGGCUACGCCAAGCGGCUGAGUGUCAUCUGGACCCGUCAGCAGUCGCUACAUGGCAUGCUUGUUCACUGUGCCUCCACCACCAGCACAUCCAGCACAGGUAGCAGCGAGCAGUACGGCAACGGCCUAACGCAAAACUAUCUACAUGCCUUUACUUCUAACAACUCCUCCAACUCUAACUCUAACUCGACUUCAAACUCAAACAGUAGCAUGACCGUCAAUCCAAGAGACCUGGAGGAAAGCGUGGUGUAGAUUGUGAAAGAAAGAUUCGCCUAAGAAAGGCUGAUACAAACAAACAAACAAACAAAUGCAGUGAGAGAGAAACUAUAAAAAAAAAAUUUAGAAAUUAUCAGGGGAGGGCAGAAUUGAUGAGAAGUAAUGCUCCUGACACAAAGGAUUGGAUAUCAUUUGAUGACCGCCAUUAUUCUAAGCCACAACAAGGCUCAAAAUCAAAUUAUGUGAGACAAAGAAUGACAAGUAGGAUUUGAAGAAAUGAGAUUCAAGGACAGGCUUGUUUUUUUACGACAGGCCCAAGGCAUGGGGGAUUACAACCUAAAGCAUCUGUUUCAACAAGAUUAAUUAACCAAUUAAUAAAUUUUGGAAUAAAUCAGCCUCUACUUUAAUGUAGAAGAAACACUGUUCGAAUGCUAAUGAGGAGCUGAAAAACGAAGGGGGUAAAUUUCACACACACACAAAAAAAAUUAAAAAAAUUAUUCAAACCCAAAGAGAGAAUGCAUUAUCUGUUGAAAUACACUGCUGCAAAGAAGCACAACAUGUCUGGGCCUUCUAAUGAGAGAAAGAAUAUAAAUAUGCUGUAAAGUUUCUCUUCACUCUUUUCAUUUUUUCUAGCGGAUAUGUUUGUCAAUGAAUUGAAAAGAUGGAAGGAGUGGGACUCUCAGAACACUUCAAUACAUUGGUGUUAAUAAUGGGGUAACCAUUUGUUCAAAUUCAUUCAACAGUGGUCUCAAUAGUCAUAAUUGUUCUUGUCUGAUCAGCCUUUUUCCAGAGUCAUAAAAAGAAUAAAACACUGUUCUGUAAAAAUGA